AUGGCUUCCUCAACCCAAACUGUUACCUCAGACACAGAAAUCAUUCAUCUCAAUGCCCCUACACAUUUACCAACGAAAUUAACUCAAAACAAUUUCCCUGUAUGGAGCACACAGGUGAAAUCAACUCUAAUUGGUCUUGGAGUGAUAAGCUACAUCGAUGGGACAGUCGAAAUUCCGGCGCAAUUUUUAAAAGAUAAUGUACCCAAUCCUGCCUUUAUGGUAUGGAACAGACAAGAUAAAAUCAUUUUGAGUGCACUCCUAGGAAGUUGCCAUGAGACCAUACAACCACUUGUUUCAACUGCUCUCUCUGCCAAAGAAAUGUGGGAGCGAAUUGUUAUCAUGUUCGCAAACAAAUCAAGGUCACGAGUAAUGUCUCUCAAAAGUCAUCUCCUUUCAAACCCAUGUGGCUCCAGGCCCAUCUCAGAGUAUCUCAGAGAUAUACGCACAACAGCUGAUGACCUUGCCAUUGCAGGUCAUCCAAUGGCGGACGACGAUCUCGUACUAUUGACUCUAAAUGGUCUCAGUGAUGAAUACAGUAACAUUCGAUCAGCCAUCAAAGUACGUGAGGCACCUAUGACAUUUGCUGCUCUUCACGAACAACUUGUUGACCAUGAACGAGGCCUGAAAAAUAAAGUUCCUGAGCCUACUGUUGUGACUGCAAACUUCACACAGAAAGUUAAUCAUAAUUCACGAGGUAUGUAUUCAAACUCAUCAUUUACUCCUCGUACAAAUUCAUCUUGGAAUCAAUCAUCUCCAGGACGCCCUUAUGGCUCCCACUCUGGCCGAAACAAUCAGCAAUAUUUCAACAAGCAGACUCAGUCCUAUAUCAAAAAUAACCGUCCCUAUUGUCAAUUUUGUCAACGCCAAGGACAUGCCACCAAAGAGUGCCGACAACUAGCUCGUUUUUUGAAGGACAAUGAUAUCCAGAAUCCAACACCUGCAGUUAAUAACACCAUGCUUCAACCAAAUCAGAAACAACAAUGGCUGUUUGAUACAGGCGCUUCACAUCAUAUCACGAAUGACCCAACUAAUUACACUUCUUUUUCAGAUUAUGGAGGUCCAGAAGAAGUUUUGAUCGGCAAUGGUUCAGGUCUUCCAAUAACACAUACAGGAACCUCUCAUUUAAAUUCUGAUGCAAAAAAUUUCAUAUUAAAUGAUGUUUUAUGUGUUCCUUCUUUAAACAAAAAUCUCAUCUCAGUGGCAAAAUUCUGCAACACUAACAAUGUUUCAAUUGAAUUUUUUCCCUUACAGUUUCAGGUCAAUGACCUCAAAACGGGAGUGGUACUACUGCGCGGGGAGAAUUACAAUGAUGUCUAUUAUGCUCAUUCUAUUCCACAAAAUCUCAUGUCUCCUCAAAUAAAUGUCACCAACUCCACGUUGAUUGAAUCUUGGCACAAUCGGCUGGGCCACCCAGCUUUCCCUGUUCUGAGGCAUUUGCUUCUAUCAAAUAAUUUAGUUAGUUCUAUUCCAUCUGAUUCACUGUUUUCAUGUAAUGCCUGCAACUGUAAUAAAAGUCAUAAACAACCUUUUGGUGUUUCAUCAAUGACAAGUUCUCGCCCUUUAGAAUUGAUAUAUACUGAUGUUUGGGGCCCUGCUGUCACUUCCAUUGAUAAAUUUAAAUAUUAUCUCUUAUUUGUUGAUCACUACACCAAAUACAUAUGGCUUUAUCCUAUAAAACAAAAAUCAGAUGUGCACCAUGUCUUUAUUCAGUUCAAACAGGUUGUGGAAAAAUUCUUUAAUUUAUCCAUUAAAUCUAUUUUUUCAGAUAAUGGUGGCGAAUUUGUCGCACUUGCUUCUUUUCUGAAUUCUCAAGGCAUCUCACAUUUUACUACUCCUCCACACACUCCUGAACACAAUGGCAUGGCUGAACGUCGUCAUGGUCAUAUUGUCCAAACAGGUCUCACUCUUUUACAUCAGGCAUCACUACCUUUAACCUUCUGGUCUCAUGCUUUCCAAGCGGCAACAUAUCUCAUCAAUCGUUUGCCAUCCAGAACCAAUCAGUAUUGCACCCCGUUUGAGUCACUCUUUGGUAAAUCACCAAAUUACUCACGGUUAAAGAUUUUCGGUUGUCUUUGUUAUCCAUGGCUUCGUCCAUACAAUAACUCGAAACUACAACCUAAAUCUGUGCCAUGUAUUUUCUUAGGAUACUCUCCUUCUAAGUCCUCCUACAAGUGCCUUGAUCUCAAUCAUAAUCGUCUGUAUCACUCACGACAUGUUCAUUUUGUGGAGUCCCAAUUUCCUAUGCAUAAUAAGACGCGUGAUUCUGCUCUCCCAGUUGUGCCAGACUCGUACUAUCCUCCUUUGAACCCCACUGUUGUUACUACACCACCUUUAACUACCACUAUUUUACCUCAAUCACAAACCACUCAAACUGCUUCCUUUACAGAAACCCCACCUGCUUCACAUGAAGGUCCCACGUCUUCAUCCUCUAGUCAAAUAAAUUCACCCGUUGUAUCUUCACCUCCCUCGGCUUCAUCACAAAUUGAGUCUACUUCAGUAUCUCAUCCACCUUCACCCUCUCCCAAUCUACUGCCGGAACCUCGUUCUAGACGUCCCAAUCCAAAAUACUUUAACUCACAAUUCAUAAAUCAUACCACCCUUCAUCCCAUUUCUCCUUCAUUAGAGCCUAAAUCAGUAUCACAAGCUUUAAAGGAUCUUCACUGGCGCGAAGCAAUGUCCCUUGAAUUUGAUGCUCUCACUAAAAAUGGCACUUGGGACUUGGUGCCAAAAUCAAAUCAGCCAACAAUAGCGUGUAAGUGGGUUUUUCGGAUUAAAAGAAAUCCAGAUGGGUCUGUUAAUAAAUAUAAGGCGCGCCUUGUUGCAAAAGGCUUUCAACAGCGUCCGGGUGUUGAUUAUUCAGAAACUUUUAGCCCGGUCACCAAGCCAGCAACAAUUCGGAUUGUGUUAAGUAUUGCUCUUUCUCGUGGCUGGCCAACUCGUCAACUGGACAUUAACAACGCAUUCCUUAACGGGCACCUGAAUGAUGAGGUAUACAUGGUCCAACCUCCAGGCUUUUUGCACCCUUCAUAUCCACAUCAUAUUUGCAGACUUCGCAGAACUAUCUAUGGUUUAAAACAGGCAUCUCAUGAAUGGUAUAAAGCUCUUAAAACCUUUCUGCUUGAGUAUGGUUUUAAAAGUUCUGUUGCUGAUUCUGCAUUAUUUAUUUAUCACUCAGCGGGCAUCAUUAUUUAUUUUAUGGUUUAUGUGGAUGAUAUUGUGCUUACUGGGAACAAUGUGCCGUCUGUUAAUAAGUUUGUUGCAUGUUUGAAUCAAAAAUUCUCUCUGAAAGAUUUGGGACCACUGCAUCAUUUUCUGGGAGUUGAAGUUAUUCCUACCAAUUCAGGUCUAUUCUUGUCUCAAGCUAAACAUAUUUCUGAUUUAUUAUCGCAACAUCAUUUAGAUGGUGCCAAAGAGAUGAUUACGCCUAUGUCAGCUACAUCAAAUUUAGUGCUUCAUGAUGGCUCUCAAUCUAUUGAUCCUACUCCAUAUCGCAAGCUUGUUGGAGGGCUACAAUAUUUAUCAAUCACUCGGCCGGAUGUGUCUUUCGCAGUUAAUAAAUUAUCUCAAUUUAUGCAUGCUCCUACUGAAAACCAUUGGGUUGCUCUUAAACGCAUCCUGCGAUACCUCAAAGAAAGGGACAAUUCAUUAUGCGAUUCAGAUUGGGGUGGAGAAAGAGACACUGGACGUUCCACUACAGGUUAUGUUGUGUACUUGGGUUCCAAUCCAAUUUCAUGGAAAUCAUCUAAACAAAAUUCUGUUUCGAGGUCUUCUUCAGAGGCGGAAUACAAGGCCGUCGCUAAUGCAGCAGCUGAACUCAUUUGGCUUAAAAAUCUAUUAUCUGAGUUACAUAUUCCUGCUUCAUCUCCGCCUACCAUCUACUGUGAUAAUACAGGGGCAACAUAUUUGAGCUCCAAUCCUGUAUUUCACUCGCGCAUGAAGCACAUCUCCUUGGAUUAUCAUUUUGUGCGUGAACAAGUGGCUGCUGGAUCUCUUCGUGUUGCACAUGUUCACUCUAAGGAUCAAUUUGCUGACAUUCUUACGAAACCUCUCUCUCGACAAAGUUUUCUUCAUCUUCGCACCAAGCUGGGAGUCUCCAAUGGAGCCUCCAUCUUGAGGGGGCGUAACAUGCAUUCCGCAGAUAGCAAGGUUUCGAAUAUCGAAGCAAAGACUUCAGACAUGGAAAGAGAAUUGAUUGAGUUGAGGAGUAGAACGAAUAUGUUGAGUGGUCGAAUGGGGAGUUUGGACAAGUAUUUUAGUGAGAAUGAGGGGUUGUCAAAGGAAGAAGUUUGUGAGGAUUAUAACAAUAGGAAAGGAGGGAACGAUGGGUAUGUUGAUUUGAAUGAGAUGAGGGUGGUGAUGAGGGAGGAAUUUAAAAGGAGAUUGAAAAACAUGCUUGGAAGGGAAGAUUAUGCAUCUGGCGGGGCUGUUGUCAGGAAACAUUCGGUGAAGGCUGAUUAUUUUGCUGAUCCAGUGAGGAUGAUAACACCUAGUUUUGGCCAGCCAGGUGAAUGCUUUGGUCUGAAAGGAAACAGGGGUUUUGUAGAGAUCAAGCUCAGAAGUGCCAUAAUUCCUCAGGCUGUUACUUUAGAACAUGUUGCCAAGAGUGUUGUUGAUAACCGGUCGAGUGCUCCAAAGGACUGCAGAGUAUAUGGAUGGUUCAGCAGGAAAAAAAUAACUCGUGAUUUGAGUAUGUAUUUUCUAGGUAAUUUCACCUACGACCUGGAGAAGAGCAGUGUUCAGACUUUUGAUGUAUCAGACUCAUCUCGCGUCAUCGACACAGUAAGGCUCGACUUCACUUCCAACUAUGGAAACCCUUCUUAUACAUGCAUAUAUCGCUUCAGGGUCCAUGGCUAUCAACCUGAUAUCUGA
This is a messenger RNA of Daucus carota subsp. sativus, 4869 nucleotides long. Its product is annotated as retrovirus-related Pol polyprotein from transposon RE2. Gene Ontology annotation, molecular function: protein binding; nucleic acid binding. Gene Ontology annotation, biological process: DNA integration. Lineage: Eukaryota; Viridiplantae; Streptophyta; Magnoliopsida; Apiales; Apiaceae. The transcript has 5 exons. The record is from RefSeq and is a predicted model, not a curated record. Bases 1 to 4869 code for a protein of 1622 amino acids.